AUGUUAAGCAUUAAUAAUGUUGAGCCGGAGGAGGUGCGGGCUGCUUUAUUUUCUAUAGGCAAAGAUAAAUCCCCUGGUCCGGAUGGCAUGAACCCUGGUUUCUACCAAGCCUUCUGGGAUGUUAUCGGUAAGGAUAUCACUUCUUUUGAGCUUAAUUGCCUAUCCCAGUUAUCUUUCCCUGAUUGCUUGAAUGAUGCAAACAUUGUCUUGAUCCUUAAAAAAUGUGUUCCUGAGCAUGUUUCUGAUUUACGCCCGAUCGCUUUGUGCAAUGUUAUAUAUAAGAUUAUGGCUAAGAUGUUAGCGAAUCGUAUGAAACCCCUGCUAGAGAGUAUUAUAUCAGAUUCACAAAGUGCGUUCCUUCCGGGUAGAUUGAUCUCGGACAAUAUUCUGAUUACUUUUGAGGUUGGCCAUUACUUGAGGAGGAAGCAGUUAGGCCAGUUAGGGUGGGCCGCGCUAAAACUUGAUAUGGCAAAGGCAUAUGAUAGGAUGGAGUGGUCUUUUGUGAAUGAUAUGCUUGUGGGUCUAGGUUUUGAUGCUAAAUGGAUACAGUUGAUUAUGUUGUGUAUUCAAACCGCACUGUAUAGGGUAUUGGUGAAUAGCAGGCCUACGGAGGAGAUUGUGCCUACAAGGGGAUUACGGCAGGGGGAUCCCUUGUCACCCUAUUUGUUCAUAAUCUGUGCAGAAGGACUAUCUUUGCUUUUGCAGGACUCACAAACAAAAGGUCUUAUUCAUGGAUGUAGGGUGGCCCGGGGGGCACCACCGAUCUCACAUUUGUUUUUUGCAGAUGACAGCUUGCUCUUCUUUAAAGCUAAUCUGCAGGAAGCAUUGGAAGUUAAAAGAUGUUUGAGUGUUUAUGAGUCUUUUUCUGGCCAAGCGGUGAAUUUCCACAAAUCAAGCAUUUCGUUCAGCCGAAAUACACAUGAGGAGAUACGGGAACUUGUUUCAGGGGUUUUGACGGUUUCUCAGGCGGAGGAUUUUGGGAAGUACCUAGGGUUGCCUUCCGUUGUUGGCAGGAACAGGAGGGCGGUUUUUGCUUACAUUGAGCAAAAGCUGAGACAGAGAUUUGGCUCGUGGAAUAAGAGGUUACUAACUAAGGCAGGUAAGGAAGUUUUUUUGAAGAGUGUUGCACAGGCUAUGCCAACUUAUACUAUGAGUAUUUAUCUACUUCCGAUCACUUUAUGUGUUUCUUUAGAGAGACUGAUGAACAGGUACUGGUGGGGGAAGGGUGGUAAUGACAGUAGCAUACAUUGGUUGGCCUGGGACAGGAUGUGUAAGCCGAAGAAGUAUGGUGGAAUGGGCUUUAAACGUUUACAUGAGUUUAAUCUAGCCCUAUUGGCUAAACAAGGGAGGCGGCUCCUUACAAAUCCCACAUCUUUAAUGGCACGUGUUUUUAAGGCAAGGUACUUCCCGACUACUUCUUUUUAUGAGGCUGCUAUGGGUGGUAACCCAAGCUAUGUUUGGAGAAGCAUUAUGGCCAGCCAAGAUUUGUUAAUGUCUGGAUGCAGGCGCAGAAUUGGAAAUGGUAUGUCUACGCAGGUUUGGACGACUCCUUGGCUUCCGGAUCGCCAGAAUCCUUAUUUUGAAACUGAUCAAGUACAUAACGGCCACCCAAUGUUAGUUUCAGAUUUGAUUGAUGCCCACACGGGUAGCUGGAAUCAUGAUUUUUUGCACCAGAAUUUUAAUUCACGGGAUACAGGGCUGAUUUUGAAAUUGCCUGUGAGUAUGGAUUAUGAGGAUAUAUGGUAUUGGGAAGGGGAUAUAAGGGGAUGUUAUUCGGUUAAAGAUGGUUAUAGAAGGUUGGGAUUCUUGAAAUCGAACCCUUCACCUGUAUGGAAUAAUGUUUGGAAGCUGCAGGUUCCCCCCAAAUGGAAGGUGUUCCUAUGGAGAGCCCUUUUGAAUAUAUUGCCCUCUCUUGAUAAUUUGAUAAAUAGGAGGGUCGAUAUAAUUAAUAUUUUUCCGUCUUGUGGCUUAGUUGAGGAGUGUGUUAUGUAUAUAUUUUGCUCGUGCCCAUAUGCUAUUAAUGUUUGGCAACUUUCUCAGAUUCAAAUUCCCCCUUUUGCUAACAGGAAUUUUUUACAGUGGACGGAGGAAUGGCUUGGUGGUGCAACAGGAUAUACACGUGAGCUACAAGGUAGAAUUUGUGGCAUUCUCCAUAGCAUUUGGGAUGCUAGGAACUCGGCAGUAUGGGAGUAUGUCUUGCCAUUGCCGAUUUCGCUUAUGAGGCGACACUUGGCGCAAUGGUCUUCGUGGAUGGAUAGUCAGCAGAGCCAUGUUGGCGAGUACAGCAACCGAACCGUUUCAACACAUGCACAAAUUGUUACCACGACGCCCUUGUUCCAUUGUUAUAUUGAAGCCGGUUUUCACGACCCCCGACAUACCGCGGCUUUUGGUUUUGUAGCCUUGGAUUGCGAUUCCUCCUUUGUGGCAGCGGCUAAUGGAAGCCAUGUCCGUAUGAUCCCCUCUUAG
This is a messenger RNA of Ipomoea nil (Japanese morning glory), 2466 nucleotides long. RefSeq lists its product as uncharacterized. Bases 1 to 2466 code for a protein of 821 amino acids. The record is from RefSeq and is a predicted model, not a curated record. The transcript has a single exon. NCBI's taxonomy places the organism in Eukaryota, Viridiplantae, Streptophyta, Magnoliopsida, Solanales, Convolvulaceae.